Physcomitrium patens is the source of this 570-nucleotide messenger RNA. The record is from RefSeq and is a predicted model, not a curated record. Lineage: Eukaryota; Viridiplantae; Streptophyta; Bryopsida; Funariales; Funariaceae.
AUGGCUCCGGCAGCAUGGUGCCUCGGGGGAGUGAAGUUGGAGAGGCUAGAGUCGACGGAGAUGAAGAAGUCGAUAGGGGUGCAUAAGAUACGUAAGGAUAUGGAGGAUAGAGAUAUUGAUUUGAAUGUGCCGUACAUGGAGGAGAAGCAAGAGCAGGAACAGGAGUCGACGUCGGUGUCGGCGUCCGUGUCGGCGUCGAGCACCUCGGCGGGCACGGAUGGCAAGAGUUGUAGAGUACCGUGUGACGAGGUUCAUUACAGAGGCGUCUCAGGGAGGGAGGAGGAGGUGGCGUAUAGGGGUGUGCGACAUCGGCCUGAGCUUAAUAAGUGGGUGACGGAAAUUAGGCCCACGGCGCAGAAGCGGAAGAUUUGGUUGGGGACGUACAAAACGGCGGAGGAGGCAGCGCGGGCCUACGAUGUUGGAAUCUUUUACACUGGCAAGAAGAUACCAUUGAAUUUCCCCGAUUCAAUGGAAAAUCUCCCCGAGUUGCCUUGCGGUAGUUGGGAGGAGAUUGCUCCUUUUGUCAAGAAGCAAGCCGUCUCUGCCGCGAAGCGUCACAGAGGGUUAUAA